CCUCGCAGCCAGACUCCCCCUGCUCAGCGCUGUCAGAACCACCCCCAGAACCUCAGUUAAGCAAAGGGGUUGGUUUCCAUGGAGACAUGGCAUCUUUUCUCCAUGGCAACGUGAAAUCCCAAAACCCAGGUUAGGCUCAGGAAUGAGUCAUCUGUGACCAAUAGGGGGUGCUCUCUCACAAGGCUGACCCCCAGGGCUAUGGACAGAUGAGCAACUGACCAUAGACCCAAGGGUGAGGCUGGGGCCUGUGGGGAUCAAGUCCGACCCUGUUUAACCCCUUCCCGCCCACCAGUGUGACUUGAGAAGGCCCGCGAAGCCCUGUGUGGAGGUGGCACCCCCACAGCUGGGGCCCUCAGAGUGGAGCUAGCAGGGAGGGGUCCCUGCCCCUGAGGCUGGGCACAGAACAGAGGAGGCGGGCGCUGGCCAGGCGGGGUGGACACACAAGAGUUAACUGGCGGGUGUGACAGGCGGACCGCCCUCAGGAAGUGUUACUCACCGGGAAUGUGUGUGCCUGUGCCUUGGGGCUGGAUUCUCUUCCUGAGUCCCAGCAGAAGCCGAAGGAGCUCCCAGCCAUGGAAAUCCCUGGGGAGCCAGGAGCAGGCACUGGUGGGGCCCCCAGCCCAUCCCGCGUGGCUCCUGCGCACCUGGAGAGAGAAAAGCCAGCCCAGGACCCGCUGUACGACGUGCCCGAUGCCAGCAGGGGGCAGGCAGAUGGACCCCAGCGGCCGGGGCGCGCUGUGAGCCUGCGGGAGCGCCUGCUGCUCACCCGGCCCGUGUGGCUGCAGCUGCGGGCCAAUGCGGCGGCCGCACUGCACGUGCUGAGGACCGAGCCCCCGGGGACGUUCCUGGUAAGGAAAUCUAACACCCGCCAGUGCCAGGCCCUGUGCGUGCGUCUGCCCGAGGCCAGCGGCCCCUCCUUCGUCUCCAGCCACUACAUCCUGGAGAGCCCUGGCGGCAUCUCCUUGGAGGGCUCGGAGCUCGUGUUCCCGGACCUCGUCCAGCUCAUCUGCGCCUACUGCCACGCCCGGGACAUCCUUCUCCUCCCACUCCAGCUCCCCUGCGCCAUCCACCGGGCGGCCACCCACAAGGAGCUGGAGGCCAUCUCCCAUCUGGGCGUUGAGUUCUGGAGCUCCUCCCUCAACACCAAGGCUCAGCGGGGCCCAUCCGAAGGCCCCCUGCUGCCCCGGCUGAAGGCCCGGUCCCCUCAAGAGCUAGACCAGGGCACGGGAGCCGCCCUGUGCUUCUUCAACCCUCUGUUCCCAGGGGACCUGGGCCCCACCAAGCGGGAGAAAUUCAAGAGGAGCUUCAAAGUGCGCGUGUCCACAGAGACCUCCAGCCCCCUGUCUCCACCCGCUGUGCCGCCUCCCCCCGUCCCAGUGCUGCCAGGGGCAGCCCCCAGCCAGACAGAAAGGCCACCCUCUCGCCAGCUGCUGCGGAGGGAGAGCUCAGUGGGGUACCGAGUCCCAGGGAGUGGUGGCCCGGGCCUGCCACCCCUGCCCUCCCUCCAGGAGGUGGACUGUGGCUCCCCCAGCAGCUCCGAGGAGGAAGGGGCACCGGGGUCCUGGGGGAGCCCUGUGACCUCACCCCGCCUGAGCCGCCGGCGGCCUCUGCUUCGGUCCAUGAGUGCUGCCUUCUGCUCCCUGCUGGUGCCCGAGCGGCAGGUGGGCCGGGCAGCCGAGGCGCUGUUGCGGGACCGCCGCACGGCCGUGGGCCAGCUGGCACAGGACCUACUGACCCAGGUGCGGGCUGGGCCCGAGUCCUGGGAGCUGCAGGGCAUCCGCCAGGCGCUGAGCCGGGCCCGGGCCAUGCUGAGUGCAGAGCUGGGCCCUGAGAAGCUGCUGCCGCCGGAGAGGCUGGAGCACGUCCUGGAGAAGUCGCUGCACCGCUCUGUGCUCAAGCCCCUCCGGCCCAUCCUGGCAGCAGGCCUGCGGCGCCGGCUGUCCGCGGAUGGCUCCCUGGGCCGCCUGGCCAAGGGCCUCUGCCUGGCCCGGGCCCAGGGCCCCGGAGCCUUCGGAUCCCACCUGAGCCUGCCCUCCCCUGCAGAGACAGAGCAGGUGCGCCAGAAGCUGCUGCAGCUGCUCCGCACCUACUCCCCCAGCGCCCAGGUCAAGCGGCUCUUGCAGGCCUGCAAGCUGCUCUACACGGCCCUGAGGGCCCAGGAGGGGGAGGGCGCCGGGGCUGAUGAGUUCCUGCCACUGCUGAGCCUUGUCUUGGCCCAGUGUGACCUUCCCGAGCUGCUGCUGGAGGCCGAGUACAUGUCCGAGCUCCUGGAGCCUGCCCUGCUCACUGGAGAGGGCGGCUACUACCUGACCAGCCUCUCGGCCAGCCUGGCCCUGCUGAGCAGCCUGGCCCAGGCCCACGCCGUCCCCCUGAGCCCCUCGCAGGAGCUGCAGCGCUCCCUCAGCCUCUGGGAGCAGCGCCACCUGCCCGCCACCCACAGCUUCCAGCACCUCCUCCGAGUAGCCCACCAGGACCCCAGCACUGGCUGCACCUCCAAGACCCUGGCUGUUCCCCCAGGAGCCUCGAUCGCCACCCUGAACCAGCUCUGCGCCACCAAGUUCCGAGUGACCCAGCCCGACACUUUCGGCCUCUUCCUGUACAAGGAGCAGGGCUACCACCGCCUGCCCCCGGGAGCCCUGGCCCACAGGCUGCCCACCACCGGCUACCUCGUCUACCGCCAGGCAGAGUGGCCUGAGACCCAGGGGACUGCGCCAGAGGAGGGCAGUGGGCAGCCAGAGGCGGGGGGCAGGGAGGAGGACAAAGGGGGCCAGGGAGACGGGGAUGUUGGGGUCAAAGCCAGCCCCAGGGACAGGGUGGGAGCGUCUGAGACAACUGCUGAGGGCCGAGAGGACCAGGCCCAGGGAGGCCCUGCUCGGCCAGGACAGCCAGAGGCUGAGGGAAACUAGGCAGCCAAGGAGUAGCUAGCGGUGGCUGGAAGGGUCCUUUGGGGCAGGAGACUCUGAGCCUGCUGGGAAGGCCUUUCAGAGCCUUCAACCCAGCCAAGGUGUCCUUGGUCAGCCCCACGCCAGGCCCUCUCCUGUGUCUGCCUCCACCUCUGUCUGCUGCUCACCUCCAUGAGCCCACCUGCUGCGGGAGCUGCUGGAACAGCCACAUUGGAGGGGUUGGAAUCAUGUUGGGGUUGAGGGACCCCUGGAUCAUGUGACCAAGGCCCCUUGCCUCCUUCUUCUCCCCCAGCUGGAGGCUAGCCAGCCGCAGUGGUGGGUGUGCCCAACUGGGGACAGAUCCGACUAAUGACAGCCUCUGGUCGUCCCGGCUCCUUUUGCACCUUCCUCAUGGGCACGGCCCAGUCAGGGCUAUGUCCAAGCAGCCCCUGAUGGGUUUGGCGCUUCCAGGCCCUGACGGAGGAUCCAGGGAGGCAGCAGAAUGGCAGCAAAGGCUCAGGGCCAGCCCUGCCCUGGGCUCCCUGGAGGAGCCUCAGCUGCAGGCCUCAGCGCUCUCACCUGUCCUGCGGGGAUGCCACGGAUGCCCUGCCCUCUCCCAGAAGUGGUCUGGGAGUCAAAAUGGAUGAUUUUGCUACAAAGUAGAGCCCAGACCAGGGGAGGAGGGAAGGAGGUGGGGCAGUAGCUCCCUUCCAGGAGUUGGUUCCCUGUCACGCAGGGCUCUCACCUGGUGCUCUGCCAGUCGGUCCCGGGAAGGUUAUUCCCUGGAGAUCUGGUCCCCGGGAGAAGGCACCCAAGUUCCAGUCUCUCCCCAAGAUCCGAAGUCCUCCCAGGCACUCUGGCAUCCCUGGGGAGUUGGACAGGGGAGAUAACGCCCCCAGCAGGCACAUCAGCUUCCAAAAUGCAGAGUGAGGCUCAGAAACCAUUUUCUCUGCACUAAGUGGCCCUCACAAAAGCUCUGCGGGGAACAGGGCAUGGCUUGUUAGCGCCACUCAAGUUCAGGAAGGUCACUCCUGAGACAUCACACAGCAAGUCACUAGGGGUUACCCCACCCAACCAGGGUGUCAGCUUCCAACUACACCCUCUAUUCUCAGCCCAGACAAAUUAACCCUCAAGGCCAGGGCAGCCCCAAAGGGGCACCCAGAGCAGGCAGCAAAUCUGAGCAAAGAAAAUUGCCCCCCACCAACCACGAGGGGGCGCGCAUGGCCCAGGAAGCUGCUGGCAGGGUGCCCACUGAGGGAGGAGGACAGUUCAAAUGCCCUUGUUAUGGGGCAAAGGCCUUGCACUCCUACAGCCAUCAGGUAACCUGGGGACAGCACGGGGCCGAGGCUGCUGGUCAUCAGAUGUCCUGGAGCCGAGGGUUUGGGCGAGGCCAGCCUCUAGGGACCACACCCCAGGAAGGAAUCAUUCCUGAUGGAGGAGGACCCAGCCAGUUUCAGAUUCUGUCCCCUUGGGCAUUGAGUACAAAGGGACAGCAACCCCCAUGCCAUACGUGACAGUUGGGAGGCAGAAACUGUGGACAUUGGCUUUCAGGUGAUCCAGAUACAGCCCAGGUGCGGGGUAGGCAGCCGGCAGCUCUGCGCCCCCCGCUUCCACGCCCCUCCCCUCAAACUCUCGCUGUGGGAAGUCUCUGCCCUCCCGUCAUCCUCCCUCCCUCCCUGUGCCGCCCGCGCCAGUGCCUUGUACAGUACAGUGCUGAGCACCCCACAGGCGCUCAAUAAAUGUUGUCCACGGAUUGGAGUUCG
Messenger RNA from Lemur catta (Ring-tailed lemur), 4645 nucleotides. RefSeq names its product Ras and Rab interactor 1 (gene RIN1). Lineage: Eukaryota; Metazoa; Chordata; Mammalia; Primates; Lemuridae. The record is from RefSeq and is a predicted model, not a curated record. The coding region runs from base 573 to 2906 and encodes 777 amino acids. Gene Ontology annotation, cellular component: cytosol; endocytic vesicle. Gene Ontology annotation, molecular function: small GTPase binding; guanyl-nucleotide exchange factor activity. Gene Ontology annotation, biological process: signal transduction; vesicle-mediated transport. The transcript has 10 exons.